Mucor velutinosus is the source of this 480-nucleotide messenger RNA. Its product is annotated as pseudouridine synthase deg1. The transcript is spliced from 2 exons. Gene Ontology annotation, molecular function: RNA binding; ribosome binding; translation elongation factor activity. Gene Ontology annotation, biological process: translational elongation; positive regulation of translational termination; positive regulation of translational elongation. Lineage: Eukaryota; Fungi; Mucoromycota; Mucoromycetes; Mucorales; Mucoraceae. The record is from RefSeq and is a predicted model, not a curated record. Bases 1 to 480 code for a protein of 159 amino acids.
AUGUCUGACGAUCAUCACGAGCAACACACUUUCGAAACUGCCGAUGCUGGUGCUUCUCUUACUUUCCCUAUGCAAUGUUCUGCUUUGAGAAAGAAUGGCCAUGUUGUCAUCAAGGGUAGACCUUGCAAGAUUAUCGACAUGUCUACCUCCAAGACUGGAAAGCAUGGCCACGCCAAGGUUCACUUGGUUGGUACUGAUAUCUUCACUGGAAGAAAGUACGAAGAUCUCUCUCCCUCUACUCACAACAUGGAUGUCCCCAACGUCUCUCGUCAAGAAUAUGCUCUUCUCAAUAUUGAUGAUGGUUUCCUUUCCUUGAUGCUGGCUGAUGGUUCUAUGAAGGAUGAUGUCAAGCUCCCUGAAGGUGAACUCGGAGAGAAACUCGAAGAAGAGUUUGAAGAAGGCAAAGAAUUGAUUGUCACUGUCGUCUCUUCUAUGGGUGAGGAACACGCUUUGGCUUACAAGGAAGCUCCCAAGUCUUAA